This is a messenger RNA of Cucurbita pepo subsp. pepo (vegetable marrow), 1010 nucleotides long. RefSeq lists its product as uncharacterized. Lineage: Eukaryota; Viridiplantae; Streptophyta; Magnoliopsida; Cucurbitales; Cucurbitaceae. The record is from RefSeq and is a predicted model, not a curated record.
CUGUCCCAUUCCCUCCGUCUUGCCUCCUUCACCAACUAACCAUCUCUCCGCAUAACAUCAAAUCUUCCCUCUUCCUCAUUGAUUUCGUUUCUCCAAUCCCAGAUUUUGAAUUUUCUCUUCAUAAUCCCAACAAUUUUUCGACUCCAACGCCCCGAUCUUCCUUUUCCUCAACCAUUCUCAUGAAUUUCCCCAUCAUUUCUGCUCUCGUUGCCUUCGCAAUCGCCCAGUCCAUCAAGUUCUUCACUACUUGGUAUAAGGAAAGGCGAUGGGAUUUUAAGAGACUGAUUGGAUCUGGUGGAAUGCCUUCAUCUCAUUCUUCAACUGUUUCUGCUCUUGCUGUAGCCAUUGGCCUUCAAGAAGGCUUUGGAGCUUCAGCUUUUGCUGUUGCAUUGAUCUUAGCCUGUGUUGUAAUGUACGAUGCAACUGGUGUAAGAUUACAAGCUGGACGCCAAGCAGAGGUUUUGAAUCAAAUUGUUUACGAGCUUCCUGCUGAACAUCCUUUGGCUGAGAGCAGACCACUGCGAGAACUUCUUGGUCACACCCCUCCCCAGGUUGUAGCUGGAGGCUUACUUGGUAUUAUCACCUCUUCUAUUGGCCAUUUGAUAAUCAUAAUAACUAAGUCUUGAACAUUAUGAUGAUGAAAUAGAUGAAGCCGUAACCAGUCGGUAGCUCAAAUCUUGUCAUUAAUGAAGGCUGGUUGGUGGAAACUUCAGUGUCAGAUUAUUCUUGUGAAUACGGUCUUCUGCACAUAAAGCUCUGAUCAGUAAGAUAUUUGAUAAUAAUUGUUUGAUUGAUUGCUGUAUUUAGUGCCAUUGGACCAACAAAAGCUGCAGCAACACUUGCAGUGAAUCAGAAAACAAACAUAUAGUUCUUAGCAUCUUUUUUGUUUUAGGUAGCUUCCAGUCAAUUUUGAUUCAUCUGGUUUUGGAUAAAAGGGCGAAGGCAAUACUUCUGAGGCUCAUCUGACUAAAUUAUUACUUCUUUAUUGAUAAAAACUCCUGAUUAUCUCA